This is a messenger RNA of Xenopus laevis (African clawed frog), 1877 nucleotides long. RefSeq names its product targeting protein for Xklp2-A-like. The transcript is spliced from 10 exons. The coding region runs from base 149 to 1345 and encodes 398 amino acids. NCBI's taxonomy places the organism in Eukaryota, Metazoa, Chordata, Amphibia, Anura, Pipidae. The record is from RefSeq and is a predicted model, not a curated record.
GAAAGCAGCUAGUAAGUUUCAGCAACCUGUGUGCGUGCCCUCCAAUACGUCCAAUUGCAUCCAAUCGGAGCGUUCGGUGACGUCAAGUGGGGCGAUUGGUCUGUUUGACGGCGUUCUCUAUUUAACCUGGUAACGAAGGUACAGUGCAAUGGUGAGACAGUUUCCUGUAAGUGGCCCAGUUGCUAUGGCAGACAUGCUGGAUCCCUACACCUUUGAUGCCCCUUCUACAUACAUUAACUUUAGUUCUUUCCAUGAGGAUCACAAUGCUGACUCCUGGUUAGACAGAGUGACCAAUGCACUUAAUACUCCCCCAAACCAGAGGCCACGCUUUGAAACUUCUGCUGUGAAUUCUGAACACAAGCGCAAGGUGUUGACAACCCUUUCAAAGGAGGCAGUCUCCAAGAUUACUAUACAUUUUUGUGAUGUGAAAUCUCCGUCAAUGCGAUCAACCAGGCUCAUGUCCAGGAAGCAUCGGGAAAAGCUUCUCAUAAAAAUGAGAGAGUCAGAUCUUGAGAAUGAGCCACCACAGGCUGACUCCCCGCUGUGCAAACUAAAGGGGAGUAGGAAUGUGCUGGUGAAGCCUAAAAUUGCAGAACAGCAAGAGCUUGAGAAGAUACAAGAACUUCAAAAGAAUCUCAAGAAAAAUGAGCAUUCCAUGAAAGCUGCCAUAACUAGAGCAGGUCAGUCUUUGAAUAAUGGUGACCCUCCAGUCACAAAACCAGUGGAUUUUCUCUGUAAAACCAAUGAUCAACUUGAGCAUGGUUCCAAUCAACCUGAGAGAAAUGACUGUAACAUGGUGAACUUUGUUGCAUCACUAAGGAGACACCAACUGCCAUCGGUUCAGAUUCCUAAACGAGGAUACACAAUCCCAAAACCCUUCAACCUGUCACAGGGAAAAAAACGAAAGCGUGAGGAGGCUUUGGAAUCCAGUGCUGAAAAGGUUAUAACUUUCUCCAAAAGAACUCCCGCACGUUAUUGCCUGCAUGGCCACCAGAGGGAGCUUGAGGAAGAGGAGGUGCCUGUUAUCAAAGCCACUCGUACGCCACACUACAGGGUCCUAUUUAAACCCAAACUUUUAGAAAAGAGACAAGUGGAUGUUUGUCCCUUUUCCUUCUUUGAGCGGGACAAGGAGCGGCAGCUGCAGAAAGAGAAGCGAUUGGAUGAACUUCGCAAAGUGGAAGUCUAUAAAUUCAAGGCUCAGCCUCUGCCACCAUUCUAUCACAUCAGCCCCUUUAAGAAGAAGGUGAGGUUGCCACGCCAGAGCGAUUUGAGCUGGAGACAUACAAUGUGGAGUCAAGUCCUACUUAACCAUCCCAACAUCCCCAAGCUUCUCAGGCAGGUUUAAGUGCUGAUGCAGCUGAUGUUCCUGUGUUACCGCCAAAUCGAAAUUUUCUGGUAGUUGAUGCCCUUUUCAAGCCCUGGACUAUACACAUCCUAAUGAACAAACAUAUGUCCGGUAAAUAGUAGCAUGAAUACAGAGGCAUGUUUUUGCCCUGGGGGGUGUUAUGUAAAUACUAAAUAUUAAUGGUAGGGAUGCACCAAAUCCACUAUUUGGGAUUCUGCCCAAUGCCUGGUGAAAGAUUUGACCAAAUACCGAACCAAAUCCUAAUUUGCAUAUGCAAAUUAGAAUCAGGGAAGGAAAAAGAGGAAAACAGAUCAUCUUCUGUGACGAUUUCCCUACCCGUCCUUAAUUUAUAUAUGCAAAUUAGGAUUUGGGUCCGGCCAAGCACAAGGAUUCGGCCGAGUCCGGCUGAAAAUCCCGGUCAAAUCCCGAACCGAAUCCUGGAUUCGCUGCAUCCCUAAUUAAUGGCCUAUUAUGCCUUGUAAAAAUGGUAAAUAAGAUAAAUAUACCUUGUAAUAAAAUUUAAGUGAACUAU